UUUGCUAUAUACACAUUCAUCUCUCUCUCUCUCUCGAAGCUUCAAGUCGACGACUUCUAUGGCAGCAUCAGCGAUGUCUUCUUCUUCUUGCUUCGUUUCAUCUCUUCGUCUAAUCCCAUUCAAACGGACCUUCUUCUCCUCCUCCAUUCAUCACCAACCCAAAAACCUAAUUUCCCGGCCAAUCCCCUCUUUUCUCCGAACGAUCGUCACGUUCCAGAAAAUACCAACCGUCAUCGUCCCUCCGAUAUCAGCCUCGAGCUCCUCCGUCGACCUUCAACCCGUCGAGGAGCUUCCUCCGAAGCUGCAAGAGAUCGUCAAGCUGUUCCAAUCGGUGCAGGAGCCCAAGGCCAAGUACGAGCAGCUCCUCUUCUACGGCAAGAAUCUGAAACCGCUCGAUCCGAGGUUCAAGACGAGGGAGAACAAGGUGGAAGGAUGCGUUUCUCAGGUGUGGGUCAGGGCUUUCUUCGACGAGGACCGCAACGUCUUCUACGAAGCUGAUUCCGAUUCGGUACUCACCAAAGGGUUAGCUGCUCUGCUUGUCCAGGGGUUGUCCGGAAGACCUGUGACGGAGAUUCUGAGGGUGACGCCUGAUUUCGCGGUUCUGUUAGGUCUGCAGCAGAGCCUGACUCCUUCGAGGAACAAUGGGUUUCUUAAUAUGCUCAGGUUGAUGCAGAAGAAGGCGAUGAGUCUUGAAGUCAGAGCAGAGGAGGGUACUACUACUACUUCAGAAUCAACAAUCGAUGAAGCAAGUAUUGUUAAUGUUGAGGUGGAUAAGCCUCCUAGUGUUGUUGAGGUUGAAGAGUCCGAGAGUGUGUCAAAGGUUGUUGCUUUAGGCAAUAGAGGGAUGAGGAUAAGAGAGAAGUUGGAGAAGGAGUUGAGUCCUGUGGAGUUAGAAGUUGAGGAUGUUUCUUACCAGCACGCAGGACAUGCCGCUGUUAGAGGUAGUGCUGGUGCUGGUGCUGAUGGGGAGACGCAUUUCAAUUUGCGAGUUGUUUCGGAUGCUUUCCAAGGUAAAAGCUUGGUGAAGAGACAUAGGAUGGUAUAUGACUUGUUGCAAGAGGAGUUGCAGAGCGGGUUGCAUGCUCUCUCUAUUGUGGCUAAGACUCCUGCUGAGGUUUGAGGGGUGUGUUGCAAUGGAAAGAGACAGAGAUCCAGAUUUGUUUUUCUUCUUUUACUCUAUUUUGGUUUGCGCUUUUGUACUCUGGUCCCUUUUAAUCAUGUUGACGCUUUAAGAGCUUGAUCAGGAUCGUUGUUAUAUAUAUAUAUAUAUAGAUUCUAAAUGAGAGAGGUAUUGCUUGUACCUAGAGGGUUGGAUCAUAUAUUUAAUGUUUUCACUUCAUGUUUCCCCA
Messenger RNA from Raphanus sativus (radish), 1349 nucleotides. Its product is annotated as sufE-like protein 1, chloroplastic/mitochondrial. The transcript has a single exon. Lineage: Eukaryota; Viridiplantae; Streptophyta; Magnoliopsida; Brassicales; Brassicaceae. The record is from RefSeq and is a predicted model, not a curated record. The coding region runs from base 59 to 1120 and encodes 353 amino acids.